This is a messenger RNA of Anthonomus grandis grandis, 1456 nucleotides long. It is a transcript of the gene ImpE2, whose product is annotated as neurofilament heavy polypeptide. The record is from RefSeq and is a predicted model, not a curated record. Lineage: Eukaryota; Metazoa; Arthropoda; Insecta; Coleoptera; Curculionidae. The transcript has 2 exons. Bases 172 to 1071 code for a protein of 299 amino acids.
CACGCCAUAACUCUAGUGUCCGUGUUACUCACCAAUUGAGGUUCAGAUCUCUUCUGCUGCUGCAAGAUUAAAGUGGUUCUCUUCUAUUUUAUUCCUGCUGCUGCUGCUGCCGUAACUACUACUAGUUCGCGUUUAUUUCAAUAAUAGUUUCGCGGUCCGUUUUUACUCAAGAUGAAACUGAUUAUCGGCCUGUUCCUGGUUGCCACCGCGAUCGCUUAUCCCUUAGGCGAGAGCGAGGAAGCGAAACCGCAAGAGCCCCUGGUGAUUUCCGACUCCUACUCGUCAGUAUCCAAAUCAGAAGAAAUCAAACAGGACCUGAGCCAAGACAGCGCUAGCUCCAGCUCAGAAGAAUCAGCCGAGAGUUCCGAGGCCCCCAGCACCCAACUCCCCAUGAAGGAGGAACCUAAAGAGGCGGCGAAAAAAGAAGAGAAGAUGCUUGAAGAACCCGCGAAGCCCGAGCAGAAAAAAGACGAGAAACUCGAGGAACCUAAGGCAUCAAGCGAGGAAAAGAAACCGGAAGAACCCAUGCCCGAACUCAAGAAAAUCGAGGUGCCCCAAGUGAAAGCCCUUGAGCCCGAACAAGAACAACAAACGGCCAAAGUUGAAGAGAAAAUCCCCGAGAAACCUUUGGCUCUACCUGCGGCCGAGAAAAUCGAAGAGAAAUCCCUCGCGGCCGCCUCGGAAAUCAAAGAGGAGAUCCUCCCGAUCCAGAGCGAGCAAAAAGUCGAGCAACCCGCCGCGGCUGAAGAAAAAACCCCCGAACUAAAAACCGCCACCAUUACAAAAGACCUUGAGGCCACCACCAACUCAGAAAAGAAAGCGAAAUCGGACGAGAGGUCCACCGAGGAACCCCUGGCGGCGCCAUCGGAAGAACCGAAACCAGCGAGCGCGGAGGAAAAGGAACCUCUGAAGCCCUCCGAGGCCCCUAAACCAGCCGCGGAUCAAAUCGCUUCCGAUGCCAAACCGGAAGAGGUGCCGGAAGUGAAAGCGCCCGAGCCGGUUAAAGAGGAGGAAAAAGCGAAACCGGAAGAGCAAAAGGUGGCGGAAGAGAAGCCCGCGUCGAGUUCUUGAAAAACCGUUUUAGUGGAGGAAACCUGUUGACUGAUUGUAACUGGGGAGGGUCGCUUGCCCCCUUGUUCCCACCCGCGCGCACGCACUUAAUUAUUUUUUAAUUUUGUUUUCUUUUUUUUUUUUGGGGAAUAUUUGGGCUGACCGAUCCUCCGUUAAAAUAGUGCUCAACCCAGAAUGUGAAUUAUUAUUAUUAUUAUUAUUUUGUUUAUUGGUACUGUUAAUGUCCGUCGGCCCGGGCAUACGUUCGGGGUAGGGGGUAGUUAAGAGUUUUGGUACGCAAUCAUUCGGAUUUUAGCCGCUGUGAGUUUUAUUUAAUUUUUAUUUUUUAGGUUUUAAUUGAUGUAUUAAUGUGUUUGAAGCUUUUUAAUAAAGUUUUAUACAUAAA